Molecule: messenger RNA, 1888 nt
Organism: Melitaea cinxia (Glanville fritillary)
Lineage: Eukaryota; Metazoa; Arthropoda; Insecta; Lepidoptera; Nymphalidae
Product: bleomycin hydrolase
Exons: 12
Coding region: 110-1564 (484 amino acids)
Biological process (GO): L-homocysteine catabolic process; proteolysis; response to toxic substance
Cellular component (GO): cytoplasm
Molecular function (GO): cysteine-type aminopeptidase activity
Source: RefSeq, a predicted model, not a curated record
CUCUUGUACACAGUUCUUGAAUGUCCCUUGCCCUGUUGGCGUCUAUCAUCAGCUGCAGUAUAUAAUCGCCGCGUUUGCCGGCGAACUGAUAUUGUUUAUUUUUCUUUAAAUGAUAAUCAAUUGUAUACAAUCAACUUUAUUCAAAACUCCGUUUUCUAUACUAAGAACAGCAACAGUAGCCAUGUCUUCAAAACCUUUGAGUCUCGAAACUUUAGAUAAACUAAGGAAUAACUUCAACUCUGAUCCUAAAAAUGAAUUAGCUCAAAAUGUCUGUGCUCGGUUUGAUCCCUUCGAAGUCGCUGUCAGCAAACGGAAAACUGACAGUACUCUACAUGUUUAUAACAUUAAGGUGGAGUCGGAAGGCAAACCUGUGACAAACCAAGAGAACAGUGGUAGAUGCUGGCUAUUUGCCGCUCUCAAUGUUAUGAGACUACCUUUCAUGAAGAAAUACGCCAUUGAAGAAUUUGAAUUCUCACAAAGCUACCUAUUCUUCUGGGAUAAGGUAGAAAGAUCACAUUUCUGGUUGAACAACAUUGUGGAAACUGCAAAACAAGGGGAAAAGCUAGAGGAUCGCUUAGUUAAUUUCUUAUUAAAGGACCCAAUAAACGACGGCGGACAAUGGGACCUGAUAGUGAACCUAAUCAACAAGCACGGCCUCAUGCCCAAGAAGUGCUUCCCGGAGACCUUCAGCUCACGUCGGAGCCUGCAUAUGAACGCUCUCAUCAAGACUAAGUUAAGAGAAUAUGCUAAAGAGUUGCGAGGUCUGGUGGCGUCGCAAGCGUCAGACGAGGAGAUCCAGGCCGCGAUAGACAAACAGAUAGCUGUUAUAUACAAUAUUGUCGCUACUUGCCUUGGUACCCCACCGGACCAGUUCACUUUCGAAUUCUACAACAAGGAGAAAGCCUACAACAGCUUCGGGCCGCUCACCCCCCAGGAGUUCUACAACAAGCACGUGAAGCCCGUCUACAAUGUAGACGAUAAGGUGUGCUUAGUAAGCGAUCCCCGGGAAUCGAACCCGUUCGGUCAGCUGUACACGCUGCAGUGUUUAGGCAACAUGGUCGGCGGCAAGCAGACUGCUUACAACAACCAACCCAUCGAAACUCUUAUCAAAGCUGUAAAAGACUGUAUUCAAGGCGGGGAAGCGGUCUGGUUCGGCUGCGAAGUGUCCAAACGAUUCGAGAGAAAAAAUGGUCUUGAAGACUUAGACGCGCACGAUUACCGACUAGUGUUCAACACGGAAGUGCAGGUCGGACUCAACAAGGCCGACAGACUCUUGUAUGGAGACUCCUGUAUGACACAUGCUAUGGUGUUCACCGCUGUCGGUACAGAUGAACAAGGUAAUCCUAAAAAGUUCCGAGUUGAGAACUCGUAUGGUGAAAAAGAAUACGAUAAGGGAUACUUACUACUCACGGAGCCGUGGUUCAGGGAGUUUGUAUUUGAGGUUGUCGUGGAUAAGAAGUAUGUCCCGCAGCACGUCCUCGACGUUUUCAAACAAAAGCCAGUCACGCUCCCCGCCUGGGACCCGAUGGGGACUCUGGCUUGUCCGCUUUGCUCACAGGAGUGAUAAUUACUUUUUGCUAUAAAUAACUUGACUUGUUACAUACAAUAGAAAUGUUCGAGGAAUAUAAACUAAUCCAUAUGGAUGAGUAAUUUUGAAUUUGAGAAUAUUAGUAUCAAUAUCAGUCAAAAAUAUGUUUUACUUAUAUAAGGGCAAGUUUUCUAUAUAUUAAUAUAGUAGAAAAAUCAAAUUUAUAUACUAGUGAAAGACUAAUACCCAAUCAUAUUAGUUUUUGAAAUAUAUAUUCGUGUAGUGGCGUGAUUCUAUAUUCACAGGGAACAAGUCAAAAUAUUUGCUGAAUUGUAAUUCAUAAACUCCCUCUAUUAGAAA